CUCCUCUGUCUCCUCGCCGGCGCCGAAGCAGCCCAUCACAACCAUCAUGCACACGACCGCAUCCACAGCGACGGCAAGGUGAAGGAGUCGCUUGUCAAGAAGUCCGGAAAAUGCAAAUUUCCCUCCGACGCCGGGUUGGUCGCCGUCACACCGGGCGCUGUCAAUGAGGGCUGGGCUAUGAGUCCGGAUGAGUCGUGUACUCCGGGCAAUUACUGCCCGUACGCUUGUCCUCCGGGUCAGAUGUCUAUGCAAUGGGACCCUAAGGCCACCUCGUACUCUUAUCCGAUGUCGAUGAAUGGCGGUCUCUAUUGCGAUGAGGACGGAGAGAUCCAGAAGCCAUUCCCUGACAGGCCUUACUGUCAAGACGGAACUGGUGCCGUGAGUGUCCAAAACAAGUGCAGAUCGCCAGUCUCCUUCUGCCAAACAGUGCUUCCCGGAAAUGAGGCCAUGUUGAUCCCGACCUUGGUCAACGAGUUGGCCACUCUUGCUGUCCCAGACCCCGACUACUGGUGUGAAACCUCUGCUCACUUCUAUAUCAACCCACCAGGCGUGCAAUCCGAAAUCGCUUGUUCCUGGGGCACUUCAUCCAACCCAUACGGCAACUGGUCUCCUUACGUGGUUGGCGCCAACACCGACAAAGACGAUCGUACCUUUGUCAAGCUUGGCUGGAACCCAAUCUACCUCGAGCCCGCUACACCUUUCCGUGACAUCGUCCCUGACUUCGGUGCUGAGAUUCAAUGUGAAGGCGACAACUGUGAAGGACUUCCCUGCAAGAUCGACCCGAGCAGCAACGGCGUUAAUGAAAUCACCGGUGAAACUACCACGGAUGGUGCCGGAGGUGGCUCCUUCUGUGUGGUGACCGUUCCCAAGGGCGAAAAGGCCAACAUUGUCGUUUGGGAGAAGGAUUUCAUUGGCGAUGACGAUGAUACCUCGUCGUCCACCACGGUGGCUAUUCCGACAAGCACU
This is a messenger RNA of Aspergillus glaucus CBS 516.65, 966 nucleotides long. Its product is annotated as SUN domain-containing protein. The transcript is spliced from 3 exons. The record is from RefSeq and is a predicted model, not a curated record. The annotation marks the transcript as partial. NCBI's taxonomy places the organism in Eukaryota, Fungi, Ascomycota, Eurotiomycetes, Eurotiales, Aspergillaceae.